AAAUACGUUCGAAUGGUAGUCGUGAAAGUUCAGUUCUACCCCAACAGUUGUGCAUUAUGGUUGAGAAAGUGAUUUUAGCUUAUUCCGGUGGUCUGGAUACCAGCUGCAUCCUGAAAUGGUUGUUGGACAAGGGAUAUGAAGUGAUCUGUUUGAUGGCCGAUGUUGGACAAAAGGAAGACUUUGAGGCGGCACGUCAGAAGGCAUUGAAAAUUGGCGCAUCUGAUGUCAUUGUUACCGACGUGAAAGAGAAAUUUGUUGAGCACUACAUCUGGCCAGCCAUUCAAAUGGGCUUGAUUUAUGAGGAGCGCUAUUUGUUGGGCACCUCAUUGGCGCGCCCCUGCAUCUCCGUCGCGCUAGUCGAGGCGGCUAAAAAGUAUGACGCCAAGUAUUUAGCGCACGGCGCCACCGGCAAAGGAAACGAUCAGGUGCGCUUCGAGUUGAACGCAUAUGCGCUGCUGCCUCAUAUUAAGAUCAUUGCACCGUGGCGUGAUGAUGAAUUUUGCAAACGCUUCCAAGGCCGUUUGGAUCUCAUCGAAUACGCCAAAAACCACGGCAUACCAGUGAGUGCGAAACCAGCCGCCCCUUGGAGUACAGAUGCCAAUAUCAUGCAUAUCAGCUACGAGUCUGGCGUUUUAGAAGAUCCCUUCCAUGUCGCACCCGAAUCACUGUACGAAAUGACGGUCGAUCCAAAUACCAAGGCACCAAAGUCACCCAAACGUGUUUCGGUGCACUUCUCCAGCGGUCUACCCACCCUCGUCGUCGAUCAAUCGACGGGUAAACAGUACACAAAACCUUUUGAAAUUCUGCAAUUUCUGAACGAAGUAGGUGGCGCCUACGGCAUUGGACGUAUUGAUAUUGUGGAGAAUCGUUUUGUAGGGCUGAAGUCGCGUGGCGUCUACGAAACUCCUGGCGGUAAUAUACUCUUCACCGCCCAUCAGGAUUUGGAAGUAUUCUGUUUGGAUCGUGAAGUUUUGCGCACCAAGCAAAUUUUACGUAAUCGCAUGGCCGAUUAUGUGUACAAUGGUUUCUGGUUCAGUCCGGAGGCACAAUACGCACGUCGUUGCAUUGAAAUCUCACAGGAACACGUAAGCGGUGAGGUAAUUGUUGAAUUGGCACCGGGUUAUGCGCGCGCCAUUGCACGCAAGUCGGCCAAGGAGUCGGGUGGUUUGUACAACGAAGAGCUGGUUUCCAUGGAUGUACAUGGCGGUUAUGUGGCGAACGAUGCGAGCGGUUUCAUUGCCAUCAAUUCGGUGCGCAUCAGGGAGCAUGUGCGCGCUUUCGGCGAUUACAAAUUGAACUGAAGUGUGUGGGGGGAAGUGUGUAUUGGAAAUUUUGUAAUAAAACUAUAAACUAAAAAAUAAAAAUCCUCAAAGUAUA
Messenger RNA from Anastrepha ludens (Mexican fruit fly), 1377 nucleotides. RefSeq names its product argininosuccinate synthase (gene Ass). The transcript has 2 exons. Gene Ontology annotation, molecular function: argininosuccinate synthase activity; ATP binding. The record is from RefSeq and is a predicted model, not a curated record. Gene Ontology annotation, cellular component: cytoplasm. Lineage: Eukaryota; Metazoa; Arthropoda; Insecta; Diptera; Tephritidae. Gene Ontology annotation, biological process: urea cycle; L-arginine biosynthetic process. Bases 57 to 1301 code for a protein of 414 amino acids.